AUGGUUGGUCAAAUCACCUACACCGAGGAAGAAAUUAUCUUCAUUCUCCAUCACAGUCUCGUCAAGGACAAGGAUCAUAAAGACACCUUGCGCGAGUACGAACAGCGAUUCAGCAAACCUCUCACCAUGGCUCAAUUGAAAUACGUCAGAGCCAAAUAUGGUCAUGAUCCUGAAUUCGGGGAAGAGAUGGUUGCACCUAUCCAGUACAAGAACGAUCAAAGCGAUCAAUCCUUCACAGUUUCUACGAACGAGGAUGAAUCAGCCUCUGAGGAUCACAUGCUGCAGGCCCUGGCAAGCUAUGUGUACGAUUCUCCCUCAGAGGCUCCCGAGAACCUGGCUUUGUCCUCCGACAAGGCACAGCAGGAUGAGCAGGCGCGCAUCGACGCAGAGGAAUAUGCUGCCGCACACGAAAAGAUUCUGCAGAUGUUCCAGGAGAAUCCCGACCGCCCGUAUGGCGUACAGCCUGUUCAGCAGUACUACGAGCAGAUGCUCUUCCCUUCUACGGUGCAGAAGCGAAAACGGGAUGAGCUUGAGGAAGCGGAUGAAGGAUCGAUCACAACCCCGGAUUCAGGUUCAUCUCCUGCAGUGCUUGAAGGACCUCAAGAGAGCAUUCCGAAGCGUUUGAAGACCCAGCCGCAGGAGACAUACCUCCAGGAGCUCUCCGCUCAGUAUUUAUCUCCGAUGCUGAACAACAACGCACCCCAGACGACCGGACAUGAUGAUGAAGCGUUGAACCUACUCAAUUUCAAUCUUCCUGAAGUCCCUGGAACCCCCGAGAAUCUGAGAAUGGGCACAGAUCAUGUGCAUGCGGAGAGAGACCCCAGUUUGUCACCCCUGACAAAGCUUCUCAAUAGCAUCGACAAUGAGUAUCCUCAAGGACCAACAACUGACAGCUCGUUCUUCACACAGCUCGAUCGUCAGAUGGACCCAUCUGGCUAUAGCACCGUCGACUUCGAGAAUACUAUGUUCCAGGAACCAAAUCCACCAGCUGCUCCCAUGUGGACAGGGGCGGACCCAACGAUGUUAUCUGCGAGCCCCAGCCUCAAUUUCUCCCAGUCUAUGCAACUUGCGCCAUGGGAAGCACCACACAACGAGGAAGAGAGCAACUUCUGGGGCACCCAAUCAGACACCUGGCAGGGAAUGACUGGUUAUGAUACUGCGCCGGGAUUCAACUUAGAUCCGCUGGUUCCACAGUAUGCCCAAACUUCUGCACCUCAUGCCUAUGCUGAGAUGAUGGCCAGCGCCGGCGGACCAUACCAAGGCUCCGGAGCCUUGACUUCUGUGCAGCAACAAGUCGAAGGCCAGAACAUCGCUGGCUUCUCUGGCGAUAUCAACGUCGACUGGAACAACGUGAGCAAUGCCGAGUGGGAUGAACUGUUCACGUACAGUGCAGAGCCACAGGGCCAUGCCGACUAUUCUCAGCAGUUCUUUGGUCCUCUCGAGUAG
Messenger RNA from Colletotrichum scovillei, 1446 nucleotides. RefSeq lists its product as uncharacterized. The coding region runs from base 1 to 1446 and encodes 481 amino acids. Lineage: Eukaryota; Fungi; Ascomycota; Sordariomycetes; Glomerellales; Glomerellaceae. The transcript has 2 exons. The record is from RefSeq and is a predicted model, not a curated record.